CAUGGCAGCAAGCAGUCUCCGCAGCAAAGUACUCUUCGUCCUUGGUGGCCCUGGGUCUGGAAAGGGCACGCAAUGCUCGAAGAUCGUGGCCAAGUUUGGCUUUGUUCACCUCUCGGCGGGUGAUCUGUUGCGCGAGGAACGUGCUUCUGGCAGCCCCAAUGGCGAAAUGAUCGACCGUAUGAUUCGUGACGGUGCCAUCGUGCCCGUCAAGGUCACGUUGGAUUUGAUCCGCAAAGCCAUGGUUGAAAGUGGCCGUGACCUCUUCCUCAUCGACGGGUUUCCGCGCAACUUUGACAACCUCGAAGGAUGGGAAGCCGAGAUGACGGACGUCGAUGUGGCCGGUGUUCUUUUCUACGAUUGCCCCGAAGAAGAAAUGGAGAAACGUUUGCUCGAGCGCGGCAAGACAAGUGGCCGCACGGACGACAACAUUGACGCCAUCCGCAAGCGCUUCACGACGUACCUCGAGUCGACGAUGCCCAUCAUUGAGCAUUUCGCGUUGAAGAAUCAAGUGUUCCGCAUUUCGUCGAUCCCGUCCCCCGAUGAAGUGUUUGCCGAGACGUCCAAAGUGAUCGAACCGAUCGUAAAGCAGCACCUCGUAGACAUUACAAAGGUAUAGCAUGUAAUACAGACAACCGAUUCCAGUUCAUGCACGCCCGCCAAUCUCGCCGU
Messenger RNA from Aphanomyces invadans, 669 nucleotides. RefSeq lists its product as hypothetical. Gene Ontology annotation, biological process: 'de novo' pyrimidine nucleobase biosynthetic process; UDP biosynthetic process; CDP biosynthetic process. Gene Ontology annotation, cellular component: nucleus; cytoplasm. Gene Ontology annotation, molecular function: UMP kinase activity; ATP binding. The transcript has 2 exons. The record is from RefSeq and is a predicted model, not a curated record. Lineage: Eukaryota; Oomycota; Saprolegniomycetes; Saprolegniales; Verrucalvaceae. The annotation marks the transcript as partial.